Phlebotomus papatasi is the source of this 1593-nucleotide messenger RNA. It is a transcript of the gene TTLL1B, whose product is annotated as polyglutamylase complex subunit TTLL1. The transcript is spliced from 4 exons. Bases 33 to 1340 code for a protein of 435 amino acids. Gene Ontology annotation, biological process: protein polyglutamylation; microtubule cytoskeleton organization. Gene Ontology annotation, molecular function: tubulin binding; tubulin-glutamic acid ligase activity. The record is from RefSeq and is a predicted model, not a curated record. NCBI's taxonomy places the organism in Eukaryota, Metazoa, Arthropoda, Insecta, Diptera, Psychodidae. Gene Ontology annotation, cellular component: cilium.
UUUCUUGGAAAAUUGUUAAAACUUCAUCAAUCAUGGCUCACGAUUCUAAACGUGUUACCACAAAUUUGACCACAAUGUAUGGCAGGAUUGCACCGUCGGGGAAUCAUGAGAAGAUUAAAAUUUAUUUCUGCACUGACCUCGACAAAUCCGUGCUGAUAAAUAAUUUUGAAAAACGGGGAUGGGUUCAAGUGGCUGCAGAUGAUGAUUGGAACUUUUACUGGGCAGGAACUCAGACCUGUAGGAAUAUCUUCAGCGUUGAUAGUGGCUAUCGUAUGCACGAUAAUCAAAUCAUCAAUCAUUUUCCUAAUCAUUAUGAACUUUCUCGGAAGGAUCUCCUCGUGAAGAAUAUCAAAAGGUACAGGAAGGACUUGGAGAGGGAUGGAAGUCCCCUGGCUGAGAAGACAGAGACUAAUCAAUCAGGAGGAACCAAGUAUCUGUACUUGGACUUUAUUCCUGUAACAUUUGUCCUUCCUGCUGAUUACAACAUGUUUGUGGAGGAAUACAGAAAAAAUCCUUCCAGCACAUGGAUCAUGAAGCCUUGCGGAAAGUCUCAAGGAGCUGGAAUAUUUCUGAUAAAUAAACUUUCGAAAUUGAAAAAAUGGUCCCGAGAAGCUAAAACAGCAUUUCAUCCGCAAAUUGGAAAAGAAAGUUACGUGAUAUCGCGCUAUAUUGAUAAUCCACUGCUAAUCGGUGGGAAGAAAUUUGAUCUGCGUCUCUAUGUGCUCGUUACAUCAUUUCGUCCCCUGAAGGCGUAUCAAUUCAAAUUGGGCUUUUGUCGCUUCUGUACCGUCAAGUAUGACACCAGUGUCACCGAACUGGACAAUAUGUACGUCCACCUGACCAAUGUGAGUGUGCAGAAGCAUGGGGGUGAGUACAAUAAUCUCCAUGGUGGCAAAUGGAGUGUCCAGAACUUGAGGCUCUAUUUGGAGGGAACUCGCGGCAAAGAGGUGACGGAUAAAUUAUUUGGAUCCAUUACUUGGUUAAUUGUGCACUCAUUGAGAGCUGUGUCUCCUGUUAUGGCGAGUGAUAGGCAUUGCUUUGAGUGCUACGGUUAUGAUAUCAUCAUUGAUAACACCCUCAAACCCUGGCUGGUAGAAGUUAAUGCAUCACCAUCGUUGACGUCAACAACGGUUAACGACAGGAUUCUCAAAUAUAAACUCAUCGAUAACAUCCUUUCCGUUGUAUUGCCACCUGAUGGAGUCCCAGAUGUUCGCUGGAAUAAAAUUCCCAGUCAAGAGGCUUUGGGAAAUUUUGAAUUGCUAUUGGAUGAGGAGAUUGCAGCUCAAGAUGAAAACUCGUCAAUUGUCAGCAAGAAACAUAACGGAAAUCGCUGGAAAUGACCGUAAAGUCACUCGAAAGAUCUUCAACCAACAACACGCACUAACUUUUACUUGUUCAAAAUUUAUCUUGGGAUUGGAAGAAGUGCACAGAAAAGGUAUAAAUCAUCAGCUGCUCAUCAAUCAAGUGGGAGGCUUAGUGCACUUAAUGGUAAAUGGUUAAAUGGACAAAAAAUUGCAUUAUUUUGAGAUAGACUGUGCGGUGAGUGUCGUUCAAUGCUUUGGAGGAGAGAUAAAAUGACUCUUGUCAAUGGGA